Molecule: messenger RNA, 561 nt
Organism: Eimeria mitis
Lineage: Eukaryota; Apicomplexa; Conoidasida; Eucoccidiorida; Eimeriidae
Exons: 2
Coding region: 1-561 (186 amino acids)
Source: RefSeq, a predicted model, not a curated record
AUGUGCACCGCAUCGUCCAAGUCCCGAGCAGACGGUGGGUCUAUAGUAAACACACGACGAAUACCUGCAGCAGCAGCAGCAGCAGCAGCAGCAGCAGCAGCAGCAGCAGCAGCAGCAGCAGCAGCAGCAGCAGCAGCAGCAGCAGCAGCAGCGGCAGCAGGAAUGCCAGUAGCAGCAAAAGCAGCAGCAGCAGCAGGAAUGCCAUUAGCAGCAGCAGCAGCAAAGGCAGUAUCGGCAAUAAAUGCUAGUAACAGCAGCAAGAACAGCAGCAGCAGCAGUAGCAGCAACAGAAGCAGCAGCAGCAGUAGCAGCAACGCAAGCAGCGGCAGCAACAGCAGCAGCAACAGCAGCAGCAGCAACAGCAGCAGCUGCAGCAGCAGCAACAGCAGCAGCAGCAGCAGCAAGAAGCGAUUGUUACCCCUCAAGUCUACCCUUCGGCGGAUUUCAUCAUCUGCAGCAAAACACAAAACCCCACACAAACCACCGCCUCCUCAGCAGCAGCAGCAGCAGCAGCAGAAGCAACAGCAGCAGCAGCAGCAACAGCAGCAGCAGCAAGAGUAG